This is a messenger RNA of Monoraphidium neglectum, 285 nucleotides long. RefSeq lists its product as hypothetical. The annotation marks the transcript as partial. The record is from RefSeq and is a predicted model, not a curated record. Lineage: Eukaryota; Viridiplantae; Chlorophyta; Chlorophyceae; Sphaeropleales; Selenastraceae. The transcript has a single exon.
CGGCUGCAGCCGGACGAGCAGAAGCAGCAGCAGCAGCAGCAGCAGCAGGAGGAGCAGCAGCAGCAGCAGCAGCAGCAGCAGCAGCAGCAGCAGCAGCAGCUCCCCGUGAUGAGCUUCCCGGUCUGCUUGCCGGCAUGGGUCGCACUUGCGGCGACGGCACUGCAAAAGCCGCGGCCUGGGUGGGGCCUGCCCAGCGCCAGCCCCAGCCCCAUUCCCAUCCCAAUCCCCAUCCCCAGCCAGCGAUGCACAACCCCCCAGCCCCAGCCAGCGACGCACACAUCCUGA